This is a messenger RNA of Naegleria gruberi, 2103 nucleotides long. RefSeq lists its product as uncharacterized. NCBI's taxonomy places the organism in Eukaryota, Heterolobosea, Eutetramitea, Acrasida, Naegleriidae. Gene Ontology annotation, cellular component: plasma membrane. The transcript has a single exon. The coding region runs from base 1 to 2103 and encodes 700 amino acids. Gene Ontology annotation, molecular function: oxidoreductase activity. The record is from RefSeq and is a predicted model, not a curated record.
AUGAACACUAUCACUGUGUCUACCAAUGAAUAUCCAUCAAGUGUCCAAACAGAUAUGCUAAGUUUCUAUUGGAAAUUUCACACUCAGCAAACAGGAAUUAUACAAGGUGAUGACAUUAUCGAGAUGGCCAUAGUGGCUAAAACUCGUGGAUGGCUUUCGAUUGGUUUAGAUUUUAACAAGACUGGAAUGAAUCAAGCCGAUUGUUUUAUUGGAUUCUUUGACCAGGAGAAUAAUUUGCCAAUUCUUUAUGAUGAUUGGAUGCCUGGUAAAUCAAUUCCAAAGAAUGAUUCGAUAUUUGGAGGUACCAAUGAUAUUUUGCAAGUCACAGGUUCAUUUGUGAAUGGGGUAACUACAUUGAAAUUUAUUCGAAAGGUUGAUACAGGUGAUGUUCUGGCAGACAAACCAAUAAGAAAUGCAACUGUGGGAAUAAGUUGGGCAAUCAAUUCCAACUCAAUUGAUGUCACAAAAGUUCAUUCUUCAUAUGGUCAAUUCAACAUUAAUUUAAUGACUCAUGUUGGUAUCCUAAACUUGAUUAAACAACCAUUGAUACAGUUCCAUCUGAUUGCAACAGGUUCUGUGGCACUUUUAAUGACCCUAGCUGGAAUGUCCUAUGUGUUCAUUUCAAGGAAGGAAAAGAACUUCUUCAUCAGUUUAGUUUUUCACACAAAAUUUUCAAAUUUGAUUAGAAACGAAUUUAUUGGUUCGUGGUUGAAUCCCAUUUUAGAGUUGACCAUUGGUGAAAUUACACUCAUUAUCAUUCAUCUCAUGCUUACUUCUGUCUGGUUUUGUUUCGGCUAUUUCAACAACUCUUCACCAAUUUUAUCCAAAAUUGGGAAAGCGUUUGGUUACGCAAGUGUCAUUACUCUUACAACAACCAUCCUACCAAUCACAAGAUACUCAGCAUUUGUCUUUAUAUUUGGUAUCUCUUUCGAAAGAGCAAUCAAAUAUCACAAGUGGUGUUCCUUGUUGACUCUCCUUGUAACCACACUCCAUGGAAUAUUCAUGGCCAUACCAAUGGGAAUGAAAGGAAAUCUGGAAAGACUUGUCAGUGUGAGAGCUAAUGGAUAUAUCUUGUUUGGAACAAUAGCAUGGAUUGCCAUGGUCAUUAUGAGUUUAUUCUCAAUUGAAAUAAUCAGACGAAAGUGUUGGGAACUAUUCAAGGUUGUUCAUGUCAUCUUGGCUCCUGUUGUUUUGGUUUUCUCUUCAAUUCAUGCAAGAGGUUGGGAAAGAACAUUGCCAGUUCUUGGUGUUGCGAUCGGUUUGCUACUAGUUGACUAUUUACUUCGUUUCGUUUUUGGUUAUGUUCUUCCAACAAAGGUUGUCAAAAUGGAAUAUGAUGAAAAGUGCCAAGUGACAAAGAUUGUUUUUGAGAAAUCAAACCUUGGCAUGUGGUCAACUGAAAGCUUGGGAAUGGCCAAGUUUGUCCAUGUUUGCAUUCCAGGAGUUUCACUCUUCCAAUCACAUCCAUUAACAAUCAGCAGCUAUGAAAAGCUACCUCAGAGCGUUGAAUUUACUUGCCAUGUGAAAAAUAAUGGAAAGGGAUGGUCGAAAGAUGUUGCAGAUUUUGCAGUCAAGAGAAAAUGUUGUGCUUCAUCAAUAUUUGCACGAGUUGAAGGUCCUUAUGGAAAGUUAUCUCUUGAUGUCAAUUCUUAUUCGAAUGUUGUAUUGAUUGCUGGUGGAAUUGGAGUGACUCCAAUUAAUGCAAUAUUUGAAGAGUUGACCAAUAACUCAAAACACGCAUUACAAAAGAAUAUCUUUGUUAUUUGGACAAUGAAAGAUGAAAACCUCAUGACUAUGUUCCCAUCACUACUCGAAAGGUAUUCGAAUGUGAAACAAUCCUUUUACGUAACCUCUUCUGCAUCAAAUUCUUUGAAAAUCAACUCAUCAGAUGCUUACAAUAAUCGAGUUCACUAUAAUUCAAGACCUAACUUUGUAGAAUAUCUCACUUUAAUAUCAGAAACAGUUGGAUGCUUUGAUAACAGCGCUGCAAUCAUUGUUUGUGGUCCAAAUCAAAUGAAUAUCGAUGUCUACAAUGCCUCCAGAAAAGUUGCCAAAGAAAGUGGUGUUCAUUUUCACAUUCACAGAGAAACCUUUGAAAUGUAA